CAACUUAAAAUAUCUAACUUCAUUUUAACGAGAUGGCUGGGGAUGAACUACCAUUUUGAUAUUAAGUACGGCAUUUAUGAUAUUCGGUAGUAUUGUCGUUAUAUCACUAGACCAUUGCCAAUUUUCGUCCAUAGGAUCAUUGAGGAAAAAAUAAUUAAUUCUCCAACAAUCACUUCCCCACCACACCCAUCGCUAACAACAAGGACAACCCCCACGCUAGAUGAUGCACGUCCCCACCACCGCCACAACACCGCGGGGGGAGGGAGAGGCAGGGACGUAUAUAAGGCGAGAGACACAAUGUCGAAGGUUCAGUCGGUGACAUUCCGGGUCAGAGGAAAGCAGUGUUGUGUCCCGCCGUACCUGACCGCCGCCCGCCGCCACCCUCGCCGGCCGCCCCGUCACCCUCGCCGGACGUCUGGACACUUAGCGGGAACAGAAUCUUCCUCUCGAGAGACACUUGUGAUUGCUACGUUUUUACUCGUGCGGGGACGAUCGCCGCGGUGACUAAUGCGCCACGGCAGUGACUUGUACAGUGAGGCCGCGAGGGACGCCCGGCGACUGGCCACCUGUAGCUGAGCGUUCAGUGUGCAGCAUGACGAGGGCGUGAGUGGGCGGCAGCAUGACCAGCCAGGCACACUCCCCCACCCCCUCCCCCUCCCCCUCCCCACCCUCCAUCUUCAGGCCGUGGCAGCUGUGCCCCGCGACGCCCGUCACCUCCUCAGGAGAGACGUCCCCCGCCACCACAGCAGACAGCGCCACCACCGCCCCGCGGCCCCAGGGAGGAGGAAAGCGCUUCCUGCAGCAAGUCGCGUCCUCCUCUUACAAACGACCCCACAAGAUGCCGAGGACCGAAGGCCACGACGUGCCGCCGGCGUCAGCGGCGGCAGCUGGCGGCAGCAAGGUGGAGGCGGCGGCCUCGCGCUUCCUCGGGCACAACCCGCGGCUGCCCGGGAACCCCAUGUUCCAGGGGCUCGCGGGCCUGGGCGGCCCUUUCUGCAGCUUCACAGGACCCGGCCCCUUAGUGCCGCUCCUGGACGUGCUGGUGCCGGCGUCUGAGGUGGAGCGAGUGUGUGCCCGGCGGCCGCGGCCCAAGAGGUUCGGGUGCAGUCAGUGCGGCUCCGCCUUCAGCAAUAAAGGGCAGCUCAAAGGCCACCUCCGCAUCCACACGGGCGAGCGGCCCUUCGUCUGCGGCCACCAGGGCUGCCAUAAGCGCUUCACCCGCAACGAGGAGCUGACGCGCCACCGCCGCAUCCACAGCGGGGCGCGGCCCUUCCCGUGCCCGCUGUGCGACAAACGCUUCGGCCGCAAGGACCACCUCAAGAAGCACGUCAGGACCCACCAGCGGCUGCCGCAGGGCCCCGCCAUGCACCUGCCGCUGCCCCCGCCCCUGCCGCCCUGCCUCACGCCGCCCUUCAUGCCGCCCCUCGCCGCCACCCUGGCAGCCUCGCACCCAUUCCUGCACCGCCUGCAGCAGCUGCAGCAGCUGCACGCCUUCCCUCAGCCCUGACGACGCCCGCCCCCUGUACAUAGUGUUGAUACUUAUUUAUGUUGUUAUGCUGGUCAUUAGUCUAAUAAACUA
Molecule: messenger RNA, 1579 nt
Organism: Eriocheir sinensis (Chinese mitten crab)
Lineage: Eukaryota; Metazoa; Arthropoda; Malacostraca; Decapoda; Varunidae
Product: Krueppel-like factor 16
Exons: 1
Coding region: 620-1507 (295 amino acids)
Biological process (GO): regulation of transcription by RNA polymerase II
Molecular function (GO): RNA polymerase II cis-regulatory region sequence-specific DNA binding; DNA-binding transcription factor activity, RNA polymerase II-specific
Source: RefSeq, a predicted model, not a curated record